GAAAAAAGUGCCAGUUCAAAUGUAAGACUUAAAUCUAAUAAAGAGGUCCCAGGAUUAGUACAUCAACCCAGAGCAAACAUGCACAUCUCUGAAAGCCAACAGGAAUUCUUCAGAAUGCUCGAUGAAAAAAUUGAAAAGGGUCGUGACUAUUGUUCAGAAGAGGAGGAUGUCACAUAGUGCCAACUCUGCCGCUCGCCCCAGGAGUUCUACUGUGUAAAUAGAUUCCAACCCAGUCGAGACCUUUUGGAAGUCUUCUAGAGCGAACAGCACUACAUAACAGAAGAAGAUCAUUUCCACAUUAUAUGCUCCAUUCAGUUACAGUGUUUCUUAAUGACCAGAUUGAGGAAUAUUGCUAAGAACUCGUAAGGAACUGUUUUUGUUGCUGCUAGUUAAAACUUGUUGCAACUUCUCACUUUUUUUUCUGUGUCCAGAUACGCAGCAAAUCCUUCAAAGUUAAUCCGAAAGACAUUGUUGAUUUUCUGGAGGCCUCUGGCCUGUUUUCUAUCAGAUGAGGUAGUGUUAUACAAAGCUUCCAUAAGUGAACAUUCAAGCAUCUAAGAACACCCUUAAGCUGUGUGUCAAUCCGCCCGGGCCGGAGUGCUUAUUAGUGCUGGUGAUUCCAAGCUUUGGAGAUGGGAUGUUUUUUGCCAUGGCAGGCCUUGUUUCUCUGCUGAGAAGAAGCUGAGAAACUAGUAUCCAUUAAAAAGCAUGUUGUCACUGAAAUACUGGAAGUGAUGCAGGAGCAGGAAUUUGUAUUUUGAGAGGAAAAAGAGUUUCAUUUAAUAGGUAUCUUAAUCGAGGACUAAGCUUGCAGUAUUGGCUUUGCUGAGCACGAAUGGGAGUGUGAUCACAAUCAUUUUGAAUCUCUUUUUUUCUAAGGAAAUAAACAUUUUACUGUUUUUAUGUA
Acanthisitta chloris (rifleman) is the source of this 907-nucleotide messenger RNA. RefSeq lists its product as uncharacterized. Lineage: Eukaryota; Metazoa; Chordata; Aves; Passeriformes; Acanthisittidae. The record is from RefSeq and is a predicted model, not a curated record. The annotation marks the transcript as partial. The transcript has 3 exons.